AUGGUGGGUUGUGGUGCCUUCGUCUCGCUUUGCGCGGUGUGCGGACUGUAUAGGUGCAGCCGCAACUGCGGGAUGAGAGACUGCGGAUGCUGCAAGCGGUGCUUGCGCAGCACAGGUAUCGACGCUUUUGAUGACUUCGAGCUGCUUGUUGUUGUGCAUGAAGCCUUGUAUACUGGCGGGAAGUCGAAGAGUAAUGUUUGUGUGCGAGUCACUGCUGGAAUGCAGUCCGCAGCCACCAGUGAGAAUCCCAAGGCCGUUUUCCAUGAGUCCUUGAGUAUCCUGGUGGAGCAGGGCACCGAUGUUGUGCUCGUUGAGCUUUGGGAUGUGCGAGAGCGCCGAGCAAUGGCGAGCUUGAAGUUUGAUCCCAUGAAGGACCUCCUUCACAGCGAGGACCUGGGCAGGGAGAAGGUCUAUCCCAUGAAGCAGAAAACCAAAGGAUUGCUGAACCCGCGCGUCAGGCUUAGCUUGCACUUAGACACCGAUGAGGGUAUGGAGAAGGGGCUUUUGCAAGAUGUGGAUAUGAGCAGAGAGACCGACAUGAUGCUGCGCACGCAGCUGCAGAAGGCCCAGGCAAGUGAGCGUGCACGCGGUGGCUCAGAUUCCGAGGAUGCACCUGCAAAGGAGCUGUCCAAGGUGGAACUUUUCGCGAAGGGAUGCGCUGGACCCUUGGAUCAGUUUGGAAGCUGGGGCCGCCGUGACCCAAAAUGGAUUUGUGUGAGAGGACCUCCGGAUCAAAAACGCCACACACUCUGCAUUUACAAGGAUGAGUCGCAAUGCAGAAAAGGGGACAAUCCAGAGGUGGAAGUCGAACUCUUGAAGGUGUUGAGCGUGCAGCCAGACCCGGCGCGGAAGGAGGUCUUCAUCAUCAACUAUUUGGAGAAGAACAAGGUGAAGCAACGGCUCACCUUCUCGCGGAUUGAUCGUUCCCGGGACAUUUGGGUGGAGAUGCUGACGCUGCUUAUCACUAUGAUCCGUGAAGAGAAAGAGUCGAAGCCCAGCCCAAGCAAGCGGUAG
Messenger RNA from Durusdinium trenchii, 1014 nucleotides. NCBI's taxonomy places the organism in Eukaryota, Dinophyceae, Suessiales, Symbiodiniaceae. The record is from the annotation of a GenBank genome assembly.